AACAAAGACUCAAACAAACAACAUCAAACCUUGGUAUUGGCUUGACAAACAAGAAACAAAUUCGGUAAUCUAUGUGUCUUUUGGAUCAACUACUACCUUGUCUAAUAAAGAAAUCGAAGAGCUCGCCAUCGGGUUAGAGAAAAGCAUGCAAAAGUUCAUUUGGGUUCUCAGAGAUGCUGACAAAGGAGAUGUUUUUGCAGGUGAAGAAAGGAGAGCUCAGCUGCCAGAAGGUUAUGAAGAAAGAAUAAAAGGAAGAGGAAUUAUUGAAAGAGAUUGGGCACCUCAGUUGGAAAUUUUGGCACAUCCUUCCACAGGUGGUUUUAUGAGUCAUUGCGGAUGGAAUUCGUGCAUGGAAAGCAUUUCCAUGGGAGUUCCUAUAGCAGCCUGGCCAAUGCAUUCAGAUCAACCAAGGAAUUCGCAGCUGGUAACAAAGGUCCUGAAAACUGGCCUAACUGUGAGGCAUUGGGAACAUUGGGAUGAAUUGGUUGCAUCAGAAAUAGUUGAAAAUGCUGUGAGAACUUUGAUGGCUUCACCUGAGGGAGAUGAGAUGAGGAAGAGAGCAUCAGAAUUAAGCAUUGCUGUCAAACAAUCAGUCAUGGAUGGGGAAGGUUACGGUGCAGAGAUGAAUUCUUUUAUCGCACACAUUACUCGAGAACUUUCUCAUCUGAAUUGACCAAUU
This is a messenger RNA of Solanum verrucosum, 679 nucleotides long. RefSeq names its product zeatin O-glucosyltransferase-like. The record is from RefSeq and is a predicted model, not a curated record. The annotation marks the transcript as partial. Gene Ontology annotation, molecular function: UDP-glycosyltransferase activity. NCBI's taxonomy places the organism in Eukaryota, Viridiplantae, Streptophyta, Magnoliopsida, Solanales, Solanaceae. The transcript is spliced from 2 exons.